UGCUCAAUGUCCGUUGACCGGAUACGAGUAGAAACAACAUACUGUGGGAGGGAACAAACCAACUCUCUUCUGGAGAGAAUUUUUGUGGAAAGACGCUGAGGAUGGAUGGAAUAUGUAAUACGCUAAUCACCAAACUACAUCAUGAUGCAGGCACUAAGAUGGAAUGAUGAGGGGAAAAUGGUAAGAGGGUGGUGACUAAUGGUCACGUUGCGUUGGGAGUUGGAGUCGAACAUGAAAAGAAUGAAUAGGAAUUGGGAACAACUUGAGAGGAGAACUUGGGAGAGGGUUGAUUGUAGAACGCUGGUCGGUAGCCUUUUCUCUCUCCUGAGGGGUAACUGGCUUUAUUGGGUGAAGUAUUUUUUUUAAUUGGUAAGUAAAGAUAAUCCUAAUACCUAUAUCUGCAAUUUCUUAACCACUGCCUUUAAUAGACAGAUUUUAUUUUCUGGUGUCCACUGAAAGUCUAAUUUCUCGUUGGUUCUUAUUGAGAUUUAAUUGUUAAUAGUUCAACAAGCUACUGAAGCGGAAUAUUCACAUCAUAUCAUAAAAUGACUGAUAAUUUCAGUAAAAAUAUUAGUGUGCGGAUGUUAAUCACAUUAAACAACCACUCAGGCUCAUUAUAAAUCAAAGGGGUCUUUUUUGCUAACACCAAUAAUAUUUAACGACCUUGACCAAUGGAAAAUGUAUUGGAUAGGUAGGAAUUCGUUAUCAUUCCUUAUUUCUUUAUCAAGUCCAUCUGUCAAAUGACAUCGAAACUCCAAGACUGGAUCAUUGGUUAGGAAAAUAGUUUUCUUUAGUCACUGAGCUUUAUAUGCGUUUAUCCAACAAUUACAUUUACAUAAGCUUGUUCACCAUGAAAUAUAUGAUCAACAAGUAACUUAUUCUACAGAAUGUUCAUUUGGAAUAUUUAUUUUAUACGGAAUUUAAGAUUUCUCUGUUUUUGUUUGUAUGGAUUUUAUUACUUCACACUGGUUUUGUCAUAUAGCAUUUCGGAACAACCUAUUUUCAGACAAUUUACAGUAACGAAUAUAAAUGAAGAAUUGAAAAAUUCUGUUGAUAACAUUUUAAAGCCGAAUUUCCCCAAUGAGUAUAAUUUGUUCCGUUGGACUACGGUGACAGGAUUUAAAGAAAUUAUUAAUAACACUCGUGCAGUAUGGUUAAUUUUUGGUGGAUCAAUUGACAGGAUAAACUUAAGUUCAGUGAAUCCAUUCUCAAAGAAAGUAGUCGGGGUUAUUGCUUGUCGGUUAACUUACAAUUCUGAGUAUUCAUUAUGGCUACAUUUAGAUGAAUGUUCUACAAUGGAAGUUAAAAAAAUAUCAGAUCAAGAAAAUGAGCAUGUUCCAAAACAUCAUGAAGGCACCACCCUUUUAGGAGUGAGCCUUGAUAGUCUUGAGUUCGAAAAACCCAUUAGUGGAGCAGUUAUUGUUUAUUGUGAUCCUCUUUGGCAUACUGGUGAAAGGAAAUAUAGAAGUCACUCUGUAUUGGACAUGAAAUAUCAAGAACAAGCUGGUGGUAGAUGCCAUAUUCGUUUAAGACACAAUGGUAAAUGGUUGCGUCAGAGGAAAACAAACCAAACGGAAGACAUUAUUCAAUUUUGUACUAACUCUGGCUAUUCACAACCGUGUGGUGGAGGAUUUUCAUUUGAUCUGCAACAAACUACAAGUAUUGAUACAACUAUUCGUAGUUAUCAAAAUUACUACGAUCAUCUCAAUUCACAGUUACCAAAUAUUCGGCUUCUUACCAGUUUAUUUUUAGCUAAUCCAGGUGAAGUACACAUUUUAGAUGACAUAUUAAUGAAUUUUAAAAACAUUCCUGAUCAACAACAAGCUGAAUUUUCUGUUCACAGAAUUCUAGGUAGUCAUGUACAAUUUAGUCAACAAGUUAGGUGGACACCACUUUCCAAAUCUUGGAAACAUUAUUUGAAUUUAGGAGAUAAUAACUCAGUUUCAGGAGGCGAUGUAUGGAUGCAUGAAAACCUAGCUAUAGUUUCUUCAUUAGGCAAUUACUACGAACCAAAUAUAAAAGCUUUCAACCCCAAGUCUACAGAACCAGAAGGUUUGUUGGCUUACAGUAUCACAAACAAAAAUCGAAGCAAUGCCGAACCAUCUAGUGAUUUUACUGGCUUCGGUUUCACUGUAGAGACGGUAAAUAUUCCUCAACACUCAAAAGGCAAGAGUGCUUCACGAACUAAUUAUGGUAUUUUAAUUGGAGCCCCGUUUGAGAGUUCUACGAAACAAUACAAUCCUAAUCAUGGAAGAGUGUAUAUCGUAUGUCCAGAAGAACGUAUUACUCACAAAACUGGCUUAUUUUCCGUAGAAGGAACUCGAAAAAAUGAGUUUUUCGGAUAUUCCAUAGCUCGUCUAGGUGAUAUUGAUGGAGAUGGGAUUGAUGAUGUGGCUAUUAGUGCUCCAGCAAUACAAUCAAAGAAGAUGGAAUUACCUAAUGAAAAUUUAAAUAUUUCAUUACAUAGUGGUCGUGUCUAUAUUUAUCGAGUUACAUCACAGUGUACACUAGAUCCACAACCUUUACAGAUUAUAGAAUCUCCUAAACCAGAGAUCGGUGAUGGUUUUGGAAUCGGGCUAUCAAGGGGGUUUGAUGCUGAUGGAGACGGUUGGCCAGAAUUCGCUGUUACUUCGCUCAAACUGAAUACUGUACCAUAUUUAUUUACAAUGCCCAAAUUAUUAAAAUCACAAUGUCGAAUAAAUAUUCCACCAUUAUAUUCAAUGUUACACUUCAGAAAGGGUACAACAAUACCAUUUGAAAUGAAUGUACGCCUGUAUGACCUACAUUUGCGACAAUAUAUUAACAUUCCCACAGGAUUAAUUUCCACUAAAAUACGUCAUCAUGAAGUGAAUCCAGAUGUACUAUGGAAUGACUAUUUAUAUUCAAACAGUACCACUCAGACUUUUUCAUCUGAUAUGUUAAUAAAACAAAGAGUUGAGUUAUCAACAUUCGAUAUGUUCAAUAUUCAGCUUAAUAAGUUAACACCUCGAUUUCAACUAGGAGAUAACAAAACAAUUAAUAUCCGCUUGGAUUCAUCACAGUCAUACAUAGUAAUAAAAUUUCAUUUAAUAGCGAUGUACGGAUUAGAAGAAAUGAAUUUAAAUAGUAUACCAUUGAAAAUCUCAUAUAAAUCUGGAUUAAAUUUGACUGAAUGUAAUUUUACGCAAAAUAUUGAUAAAUGUAAUAAACAAGAACACCCUUUAAUUGAUUGGUCUGAAUGUUCUCAGUUAAUACAACUGGCCCAACCAGUUUGUAUUCCAGCGAAUGAAUGUAGUUCCGAUUUGAGUUUUAAGAACAUAAGUUGGAGUUCAAUACACUCACUGAUGACUACACAAAGUUAUAAAAAUUCAUUGACUGAAGUUAAUAACUCGUUCAUAAAAAUUCUCAAAUAUGGACAUCCAAAUGAACAACAACAGUUGAUCCAAUUAAAAUUAAUUAACUUAGGUCCUACUAAGUCAACUGGACUUCAUAUUUUGACUCGUUUCCAUAAUUGGUACCUAGUAGAUAAUGAAAACCUGAGUUUAACUGACAGUAUUCAAGGUAAAAUCACUAUGAUAAAUAUUAAGAAGUUAUCAAAAAAUGAAACGAGUUCAAUAAAUCUCAUUAAUUCAACGGAUGCAAAAAUAUGGACGAUUAAUAAACAUGAAAAUGGUUUAUUAGCACUAAUUUCAUUAUCUCCAUAUUUAUGGAUUUAUCCCAAUGAAAUCAUACAAAUUGAUAUAUAUGUGUUUAUUCAAGGUUUGUUGUCAUUGCCGACUCUGUCAACUGGUCAAAAAUUGAAAAAUGAUCUUAUGCCAUUUAGUUAUUUAAAUAUGAAUUAUGGAUAUCCGCCAAAAUUUGAAAUUCAAGUAAAAUCAGAAACAAAUGAUAAACAAAAAGAAAACAAUUUAGUAAGUAUACCAUAUAGAAUUCUUUUUAAACCAAUGGUGAAUAUUUUUGCGGGUAUACAACCAUCAACUAUAAUUGAUGACAGGUCGGAACCUUAUAUGAUUGAACAAAACCCAAUAUCACGUAAAAUAUUUUCGUAUGAUAUUGGACCGCGAAUUGAACAUACGUUCCUUAUCGAAAAUCAAGGAUGGAUAGCUCUUACUAAUCUAAGCUUAAUCUUACAAUUACCAUAUGAAACAACUAGCGGUCAUAGAUUAUUGUAUUUAACUGAUCAAGUUCGUGAAGCGUCAUACACUAAUCAAAGUAAGUUGAUUGAUUACUUGCACUUUAUUGAGGACGUGAGAAAACAAUUCAUUGCAUUAUAUUCAACGAAUUAAAAUAGUGAAGUAAAUAUUUUACUUAUCUAUCUUACUUUUAAUAAUUAUUUAAGCGGUCACCAAGGUCUAGUAUCAGUUAGAGAAUCAGUAAAAUAACAGAGCAUAAACACCUGAUUACUCUUCCUUCACAACUUCAGAAUAAUACCUCUUAUAUGAUUCAACUCUGUAUUAAGUUUAAAGACUUCAAGUCAAGUAGACAGAGUAAAACUAUUAAGUAAGUGAUUUACAAUUCAGCUGUUUAAUAUUUUUCUGCUUUUGUUAAAUUAGAGUAUUGUGUAAUCGCUCUACAACAUUGUUGGUCAGUAUUUGUGUUUUAUUCUACUUUGGUUUUUCUCAUGUUAAAUCCGUAUUGCCUAUUACUUAUACUUAAAGACGAAGAACCACUACAAUUCUCAUGACGCGAACUAAAAACACGGAAGACUGCCACAAGUGGAAAUUAAUUCACUACAAACUAAACACUAUGACAACUCUAGUAGAAAAUACACUCAUUUAAACAUUGACUGAACACCCAUUUUGAUUAUUAAUUAGAAUGAAAUCAUAUAUUUGAAAAAUACCCAAAAUUAUAACAAAUCACAUGCCACGUGUCAUGCUGAUCAUAGUUCAUAUUGAUUUAAUAUACGAAUAUUGUAUCUUCAAUAAAACAUCACACUCAAAUCAGUGUUAUACCGAAUAAAAUAUCACACUAAGAAACAAACUUAAAUACUACACUGAGUAAUUAUCAUAUUGAAUUAAAAAAAGGUAUGUAAUGUUGAAAAAAUAAUCACAAUAAUUUAAGAACGUAAUUUGUCUUUUGAUCCCGUCAUCUCAACACAUAGAUCAAGGUUUUCAACAGAAAUUCCAAGGCAUUGAUGUUGAAGAGAUUCACUUAUAACUAAGAAUAUUUUACGUCAUUCAGGUUGUUGAUAAGAAAUUCGUUGAUUUGAAAAUCAUUUUCAUCAUCUGGGGAUCAUUAAAUACUACUGUUUCGUGGUAAUAACUGAUGUUUCAUAAAUACUUUCACCAAUCAAAAUGUCGUACAGCAAACCGCAUGUAUUCUAAUAGAUUUCAUCAAAAGAAGAGAAUCAUUGAAAAUCAGGGAUCCUUGGUCUAAGAUAUCUCAGUAUUGUACACCUACGAUGGUAAAUACGUUUGAACUAAACACUUUUAGUCUCAUUAAUUUGCAGAAAUAAGUUGAAACUGUUUGACAUACAUCUAAUUGUCAUUAGAAUUUUCUCGGCUUCUAGUCUAAAAUACUUGAGAAAUCUUGUGUGUAAUUAAUUUUUGUUGAAGUUUCACUAAAUAAUAAUAAAAUUUUCGGAGAAUUUUUUGAACUUAGUUCCCCAGUAUAAAUGAUUUACUUACAAACCUAUUGUCUGUGUUACUAUAACUUUCUAUCUUACAGCAACUCUAUUGAAGAACACUCUGC
Molecule: messenger RNA, 5670 nt
Organism: Schistosoma rodhaini
Lineage: Eukaryota; Metazoa; Platyhelminthes; Trematoda; Strigeidida; Schistosomatidae
Source: the annotation of a GenBank genome assembly